Molecule: messenger RNA, 441 nt
Organism: Pomacea canaliculata
Lineage: Eukaryota; Metazoa; Mollusca; Gastropoda; Architaenioglossa; Ampullariidae
Product: 60S ribosomal protein L34-like
Exons: 6
Coding region: 73-414 (113 amino acids)
Biological process (GO): translation
Cellular component (GO): ribosome
Molecular function (GO): structural constituent of ribosome
Source: RefSeq, a predicted model, not a curated record
UCGUGUAUUGAUCUGCGCAAACUCAGCGCGUUGACUUCCGGGCAGUCUUUUCGUUUCCGGUAAACUAAGAAGAUGGCACAACGGUUGACGCUUCGUAGACGCCUUUCUUACAACACAAAGUCAAACCGCAGACGAGUGUCAAAGACUCCAGGAGGUAAACUUGUGUACCUGUAUACUAAGAAGUUGGGUAAUACACCUAGAUGUGGAGACUGCAAGUUGAAGUUACGAGGUCUGACUGCAGCACGCCCCCUGGAGCUUUCUGCCAUGUCAAAACGCCACAAGCAUGUCACAAGAACUUAUGGUGGAUCACUUUGCCAUACAUGUGUACGAAGCAGAAUUGUGCGUGCUUUCCUUAUUGAAGAACAGAAGAUUGUUGUCAGGGUGCUUAAAGCACAGGAGGCCACCAAGAAAUAAGUUGAGCAAUAAAUGUGAACACCAUUA